AUGGUAACUGUCGCCCGGAGCCCCGACGAUAGAGGACGCGUUUCUAUGGUGUGGCAUAGCAAGAAGCUGAUUAAGCUGAUUAGACCCCAGAUCCAGACACCAGGUCCAUACCCCAGAUCCAGACACCAGGUCCAGACCCCAGAGACCAGAUCCAGACCCCAGACCCCAGAGACCAGGUCCAUACCCCCAGAUCCAGACACCAGGUCCAGACCCCAGAGACCAGGUCCAUACCCCCAGAUCCAGACACCAGGUCCAGACCCCAGAGACCAGGUCCAUACCCCCAGAUUCAUACCCCAGAUCCAGACCCCAGAGACCAGGUCCAUACCCCAGAUCCAGACACCAGGUCCAGACCCCAGAGACCAGGUCCAUACCCCCAGAUCCAGACACCAGGUCCAGACCCCAGAGACCAGGUCCAGACCCCAGAGACCAGGUCCAGACCCCAGGUCCAGACCCCAGAGACCAGGUCCAGACCCCCAGAUCCAGACACCAGGUCCAGACCCCAGAUCCAGACCCCAGAGACCAGGUCCAGACCCCCAGAUCCAGACACCAGGUCCAGACCCCAGAUCCAGACACCAGGUCCAGACCCCCAGAUCCAGACACCAGGUCCAGACCCCCAGAUCCAGACACCAGGUCCAGACCCCCAGAUCCAGACACCAGGUCCAGACCCCAGAUCCAGACACCAGGUCCAGACCCCAGAGACCAGGUCCAGACCCCAGAUCCAGACCCCAGAGACCAGGUCCAUACCCCCAGAUCCAGACACCAGGUCCAGACCCCAGAUCCAGACCCCAGAUCCAGACACCAGAUCCAGACACCAGAUCCAGACCCCAGAGACCAGGUCCAGACCCCAGACCCCAGAGACCAGGUCCAGACCCCAGAGACCAGGUCCAGACCCCAGACCCCAGAGACCAGGUCCAGACCCCAGACCCCAGAGACCAGGUCCAGACCCCAGACCCCAGAGACCAGGUCCAUAUCCCCAGAUCCAGACACCAGGUCCAGACCCCAGAUCCAGACACCAGGUCCAGACCCCAGAUCCAGACACCAGGUCCAUACCCCAGAUCCAGACACCAGGUCCAUACCCCAGAUCCAGACACCAGGUCCAUACCCCAGAUCCAGACACCAGGUCCAUACACCAGGUCCAUACCCCAGAUCCAUACCCCAGAUCCAGACGCCAGGUCCAUACCCCAGAUCCAUACCACCAGAUCCAUACCCCAGAUCCAGACACCAGAUCCAGACACCAGGUCCAUACCCCAGAUCCAGACACCAGGUCCAUACCCCAGAUCCAUACCCCAGAUCUAG
Molecule: messenger RNA, 1296 nt
Organism: Oncorhynchus masou masou (cherry salmon)
Lineage: Eukaryota; Metazoa; Chordata; Actinopteri; Salmoniformes; Salmonidae
Exons: 2
Coding region: 1-1296 (431 amino acids)
Source: RefSeq, a predicted model, not a curated record